CGUGGAACCUUGCCUGGGGUUGCUAUGGAGACAGGACGCUGCAACUUGCAGAGCAACUAGGACCCAGAAAUCGCUUAGCAGAUCUCUCAGCAAAACGACUGUCCUGUGGUCUCCUUCCAUUUCUGCACAACGUCUUUCAUCCAGAACUUUUUUGUUUUAACUCUGUCUAUGGAGGACUCGACUGCCCAGAAGCAAGAAAAAGAAAACCAGGAAUCGGGGGAAGAAGAAAGGCCAUGGGGAGAAAUAACAGCAGCUUCUUCCCAAGAUUUUAAGUCUGGGUUAUCUGAACCUCUGGAGUCGGAGCAGGGGCCUGAGACUGAACCCUAUUCCCGGAGCAGCCCACCUGGGAGCCCGCAGUCUAGAGACAGCGCACCCCUCGGUGACCUCACAGGACCGGGUGCAUCAUCUCCACCUUCGCCUCCUGAGGAGCCCUCUUCCACUCCUCCUCUGGCUCUGUCCGGACAGGGCCUUGAGGCACCACGGCAGGCACACCCGAAUCAUAGUGUGAUUCCCGAAGCUGAGACGCCCCACUCUGACCAUUUGAAACAGUCAUCUGAUAUAGGAGAAUUAACUCAUCUAACAUGCCAAUCAACGGGGAACGCCUUCCCACAGUUUCAGCAAACAAAUGGUCAUUUGUAUGAACCAAGGGAUGUGAGCUGUAGCAACUCUAAACAAAAAGAGCUGAGGUUUGAUAUUUUUCAGGAGGAAGACUCAAACAGUAACUACGAUCUGGAUGAGGCUGAGCCUGAAACGGCCCCCAGUGUGCUUGAGACUGCCAUUCAGAAUGCCAAGGCUUACCUCCUGAAGACCAGUAGCCAGUCGGGCUUAAAUCUAUAUGAUCAUCUUUCUAAUAUGCUGACCAAGAUCUUAGAUGAGCGACCUGAAAAUGCUGUGGACAUCAUUGAAAAUAUUAGCCAGGAUGUGAAGAUGGCACAUUUUAGUAAAAAGUUAGAUACACUCCAAAAUGAGAACGAGAUGCUUCCAACAUAUGAAAUAGCAGAGAAGCAAAAGGCUCUUUUUCUUCAGGGACAUUUGGAAGGAGCUGACCAAGAACUGGAAGAUGAAAUAGCAGGAAACUCUCUUCCAAAUGUAAUGGAAUCAGCGUUUUACUUUGAACAAGCCGGAGUUGGUUUGGGCACAGAUGAGACCUACCGAGUAUUUCUUGCCCUCAAGCAGCUUACUGACACUCACCCUAUCCAAAGAUGCCGUUUCUGGGGCAAGAUCUUAGGCCUGGAAAUGAAUUAUAUUGUAGCUGAAGCAGAACUUCGUGACGGAGAAGAUGAAGAGGAGGCAGAAGAGGAAGAUGUAACUGAAGAGAGAGACAAUGAAGACAGUGAAGGUGAGGAAGAUGAUGAAUUACCAAGGUCGUUCUACAAGGCCCCACAGGCUAUACCAAAAGAAGAAAGCAGAACAGGUGCCAACAAAUAUGUCUAUUUUGUUUGCAAUGAGCCAGGAAGACCAUGGGUGAAGCUACCAUCAGUUACACCCGCACAAAUUGUUAUUGCAAGACAAAUCAAGAAGUUUUUCACUGGGCGAUUGGGAACUCCCAUCAUAAGCUACCCACCUUUCCCAGGAGAUGAGAGCAAUUACUUACGAGCACAAAUUGCCAGAAUUUCAGCAGGGACCCACGUCAGCCCUCUAGGUUUCUAUCAGUUCAGUGAAGAGGAAGGAGAGGAGGAAGAAGAAGUAGAAGGUGGGCGAGAUAGUUUUGAAGAGAACCCUGAUUUUGAAGGCAUCCAAGUGGUUGAUCUGGUGGAAUCCCUGUCCAACUGGGUUCAUCACGUACAACAUAUUCUCCCUCAGGGUCGCUGUAAUUGGUUCAACCCCAUACAAAAAAGUGAAGAGGAGGAAGAAGAUGAUGAUGAAGAAAAAGAAGAAAAAGAAUUUGACUACAUAGAACAGGAAGUGGGGCCUCCUCUCUUGACACCAAUCUCUGAAGAUUUAGAGAUCCAGAGUAUACCACCUUGGACAACACGACUGUGUUCAAACCUCAUUCCUCAAUAUGCUAUUGCUGUUCUCAGAUCCAACCUCUGGCCUGGAGCGUAUGCCUUUUGCAAUGGCAAGAAGUUUGAAAAUCUCUACAUAGGCUGGGGUCAUAAAUACAGUCCAGAGAGCUACACACCCCCAGUUCCACCACCAGUUUGUCAAGAAUACCCCAGUGGACCAGAGCUUACAGAAAUGGAUGACCCCAGUGUGGAAGAGGAGCAGGCGUUCAGGGCUGCCCAAGAAGCAGCUGUACCUCCAGCCGAGGAAAAUGAAGACACUGAUGAAGAUGAAGAGGAUUAUGACUAAUA
Molecule: messenger RNA, 2294 nt
Organism: Phyllostomus discolor (pale spear-nosed bat)
Lineage: Eukaryota; Metazoa; Chordata; Mammalia; Chiroptera; Phyllostomidae
Gene: RSPH4A
Product: radial spoke head component 4A
Exons: 6
Coding region: 169-2292 (707 amino acids)
Biological process (GO): cilium movement involved in cell motility; cilium assembly; axoneme assembly
Cellular component (GO): radial spoke; axoneme
Source: RefSeq, a predicted model, not a curated record